UUACGUCAUUCUAGAUACGCCUGUGCCGCCGCCAUGCCGGGUCAGAGCAGAACCUUGAGAGCGUCGCAGCAGAGUGGGUGUACAGUCCUAUCACAGUGUUGUCUUCCUCUUCUGACCUUUUUAUAAGCAACAAUGGGCUUACCACAGUUGAAAUCUUGCUGUUGCGGCUGUUCAUUGUCCUUAGGGACAAAGCUGAUCGGAUGGUUAUGUUUGGUUGGCGCUGUUGCAUCAAUGUUCGUCGCAUGGGGGGGUUUCGUGGUGCUAGACCACCCUGAUGUAAAAGAUAACGAGAAAAUUCAACCUUUCAUACCAAUCCUUAAAGUCAUCUUCUGGAUACUCAUUAUAAAUGCCGCCAUCUCUCUCGUAUUUACUGUUAUUCUUCUGAAAGGAGCUUAUGAGAGGAAGCCCAAGUACGUCAAACUGUGGGUGUAUUUCUCAAUUGUAAUGUUGAUAAUUGACUGCGUUCUUAAGAUUGGGAUGUUGGUCAGCUUCAGCAAAUUUUCCAAUCCCUUUGAGCUCCUUUCCAUUCCGUUGACUUCAUACUUCAUUUGGGUAGUCUACAGUUUCUAUAGGCAGCUGAUCCAGGAUCCAAAUCACUGCUAGAGAGUGCCAAAAGUUAUAUGGAACCAUGUACUCAUAUUUACAUUACCAAUAACAUUACAACUAUAUCUGACUACCUGUUAGCUUACAAUGUAAUUUCAGGAAAAUACUUAAACUAGUGCGUACUUUAAUAUCAUUAUGUACUUUCAACAAAGAUUUAGCUUUAAGUAAAUAUUUUUAUUACUUUUUUUACUGUUUUUAUGUAUAUUAUCGUAUUAGAUAGUACACAGUCACAGUCUAAGAUAAAAAUAUUUUAUCAUACUAGGCUCAAUAUAAAGCCAUGUGUGUAAUAUUUUCUGUAAAUAUUACCAUGAGGAAUAUUGUUAGUGCUGUAAAAGUUCAAAUACAUAAUAAACAUGAAAA
This is a messenger RNA of Homalodisca vitripennis (glassy-winged sharpshooter), 963 nucleotides long. RefSeq lists its product as uncharacterized. Bases 133 to 603 code for a protein of 156 amino acids. The transcript is spliced from 6 exons. Lineage: Eukaryota; Metazoa; Arthropoda; Insecta; Hemiptera; Cicadellidae. The record is from RefSeq and is a predicted model, not a curated record.